AUGUUGAAGAAGGGCAUCGUCGCCUCGAAGUGCGUCAGGGAAUCGAAAAGUGUGCCGCCAAGGUCGAAGCCCCGUGAGGACGGUCCAUCGCAACCUGUUGGACAUCGUCGCCAGGACAAUGAUGGCAGCAGUGGCUGCCCGAGAGUGUUCCAACUUCACCUCAACUUUGGGCAUGCGUUCACAAGACGACAAAUGGGGGAUGCGGCUGAGCACCUUGGUUUUGAUGGACAAAUGGGUGUUGUCCAUGGACAUGUUCGAAAAUGUGCAAGGAUACAUGGAGGAGGGUUUUUCAUGAACAACUUGGAGGAGGUGGACCCGACGGGGCGGUUCGGGCGGUACGCGGCCGUGCUGGGGCUGGGCUCCGUGAAGAAGGUGUACCGCGGGUUCGACCAGGAGGAGGGCAUCGAGGUGGCGUGGAACCGGGUGCGCCUGCGCGCGCUGGCGGAGCGUGACCCCUCCAUGGUCGACCGCCUCCACGCCGAGGUGCGCCUCCUCCGCUCCCUCCACCACGACCACAUCAUCGGCUUCCACAAGGUCUGGCUCGACCGCGACGCCGGCGUGCUCAACUUCAUCACCGAGGUCUGCAACUCGGGCAGCCUCCGCGAGUACCGCGACCGCCACAAGCACGUCUCCCUCAAGGCGCUCAAGAAGUGGGCGCGCCAGAUCCUUGAGGGCCUCGACCACCUCCACACCCACGACCCCUGCAUCAUCCACCGCGACCUUAACUGCAGCAACGUCUUCAUCAACGGCAACACCGGCCAGGUGAAGAUCGGCGACCUCGGGCUGGCGGCGAUCGUGGACAAGGACCACACGGCGCACACGAUCCUGGGCACGCCCGAGUUCAUGGCGCCGGAGCUCUACUCGGAGACGUACACGGAGUCGGUGGACAUCUACUCGUACGGGAUGUGCGUGCUGGAGAUGGUGACGCGGGAGAUGCCCUACGGCGAGUGCGAGAGCGUGGUGCAGAUCUACCACAGCGUCACCAACGGCGUGCCCCCCGCCGCGCUCCGCCGCCUCAGGGACCCGGAGAUGCGGGCCUUCAUCCAGCGCUGCAUCGGCAAGCCACGCAACCGCCCCUCCGCCGCCGACCUCCUGCGGGACCCUUUCUUCCACGGCAUCGACGACGACACCACCGGCACGCUCAGCUAG
Molecule: messenger RNA, 1149 nt
Organism: Triticum turgidum subsp. durum (durum wheat)
Lineage: Eukaryota; Viridiplantae; Streptophyta; Magnoliopsida; Poales; Poaceae
Source: the annotation of a GenBank genome assembly